CGAGUCGGGGAAGCACCAAGGUAUUGUUGGUGUUGCCGGAGAGCCGCAGGCAAGAGGUGGGUUAGCCACAGAGAAGUGAUGUUCUGCCAGUGAACGGCUGUUACGCUCCAGGUCAUCAUGGGGGCCUCUCACAGCACGAGGAAGAUCACACUGGUCAACGAUGACAAGGCUGGCGUCAUCAAGUUGUCGGAGUCUUUAGCGUACCGUCUGCGAGGCCAAAUUGAAGGUCAGCAGGCCACAGCAGCUGCAGCAGCAGAGCCACCCCCUCCACCCUCCCCAGCCCCUCCACCUGUAGCUGCCAUCCCCCAGGUCCCAGAGACCCCAAAAGUCCCCCAGGUAGCUCCUGAACCUUUCAUCCCAGAGCCGGCCCCGGCCCCAGCCCUGCCCCCAGAGCCAGCCCGGGCCCCGCCCCCAGAGCCAGCCUGGGCCUCGCCCCCAGAGCCAUCCCAGGUCUUUAUCCCAGAACCAGCUCCUGCCCCAGUCUUUGUUCCAGAGCCGGCUCCAGCCCCUGUCUUUGUCCCAGAGCCUGCCCAGGCCUCUGAGCCUCCGAGGGUUGAGGCUUCUGGAGCAGGUGACACAACACCAGAGAAGCUCAUCCCAACCACCAGUCCUUCUGUGCCAGAGGUAGUAAAGACUACUGCAGCUGUGGAUCUUCCUGAAAAGGCUACAACAGAGUCCCAGCCAGAUGUGGGUGUAGCUGUCAGAGCUGGAUCAGCUCCUGCUCUGAGCCAGCCAGGGGGCAGCAUCCCACCAUGGUCCAUCUAUGCUGAGGAAGCUCACCUUAUGGUGAUGCGACUCAGGGAGGAGAAGGAACAGGAGCUCCAGCAACUCAACCGUGACUGGAGGGAAAAGAUGGAUGCCAGGGAACAGGAGUUCAGCAAGAUGUCACAGCUGUCUGAGGAGGAGGUGAAUGCUGCCAUCAAGGAUGUUGAGAAGUUGUUUGUGAAGGCAUCAUGUAGUCCAGUGUGUCAGGAUUACCAAGAGUCUGUCAUGACAUGCUACCAGGAUCAUCCUCGCCAGGCCUUACGCUGUGCCCGGCAAGUGGAAGAAUUUGCUAGGUGUGUCGACCUCUCCAGGCUGCAAUCUGUCCUGAGGCAGCGGGCAAAUUAGUUAUGUUGCCAGAUUUGAGAAUGCAAGAGGAAGAAAACUGAGUGACUGAAAAAAGCUUGGAAGUCAAACACCUUGGACACAUGGGAGUGUGUGCUUCAUGUGGCCAGGCUGUCAUGCAUGGGCUGACCUCUAGGGUGGCAGUGCUGAUGCUUCCCUGUGUAUAGAUCCUGGUACUGCAUACCAACAUGUGCACUGCUGGGGACUUGUAUAUGCCUUUGAACAUGUAAGGUACUUUUAUUUGUACAUUACUAGAUGUCUUUAAUGAAUAAAUUAUUUGCUAGAA
Molecule: messenger RNA, 1393 nt
Organism: Scylla paramamosain (green mud crab)
Lineage: Eukaryota; Metazoa; Arthropoda; Malacostraca; Decapoda; Portunidae
Exons: 6
Coding region: 118-1110 (330 amino acids)
Biological process (GO): inner mitochondrial membrane organization
Cellular component (GO): MICOS complex
Source: RefSeq, a predicted model, not a curated record